This is a messenger RNA of Macrosiphum euphorbiae (potato aphid), 288 nucleotides long. Lineage: Eukaryota; Metazoa; Arthropoda; Insecta; Hemiptera; Aphididae. The record is from the annotation of a GenBank genome assembly.
AUGUCAUUUUCAAAUUCGAACAUUAGUGAUUACGAAGAAUCAAUGACUGAAAGCGAUAAUAUUUCAUAUCUGGAUAGAAUUGCUCCUUUAAUUAAAGAUGUGAAAGUAGAUAAUGAACUUAUUAAUUCGAUGAUGGUGAAACAAAGUGAUGAAAUAGUAAACAUAAAAUUGCCAUCUGAUAACGAAGGCUCGCGAAACGAUUUAUCCAACAUCAUACAAACAAUAUUUACACGGUUCAUGUCUAAUCCAAACAAGAAAAUAGGAUGUGUUAAAAAAUCAAAAUCAUAA